AUGGUGGUCGGCACCGCCCAUUCUCCUGAAGCUGGGACACCCGCGUACGGCACGCGCCGCGCUAAAUUUAAAUACGAUGAACUUGUUACUAAAGGAAUGCGAGCAUUAAUCAUAGGCAGCGGAGCUGAUGUACAGGCGACGAGGGUGCUCGGCGUCACGCAGCCUACACACGUCGGAAACUUACAGCUCAUGCAUUAUUCAAAGGCAAAAGCAAAUACAAAUAAAUAG
This is a messenger RNA of Leptosia nina, 228 nucleotides long. The record is from the annotation of a GenBank genome assembly. NCBI's taxonomy places the organism in Eukaryota, Metazoa, Arthropoda, Insecta, Lepidoptera, Pieridae.